CUCGCUGUUUGGAAGAAAGAAGGCGUCCGUCGGUUUCAUGUCGUGUCCCGCCGGAGACUGAACCGUGCCCGCGGGGAGACACUGCUGAGAACCGGGGCGGACAUGGCCGCCACACCCGCUCGGAACCACAGAGCUGCCGCUGCUGCUGCCUCCGUGUCGCGGGUCUGGGGUCAGUGUGUACCGGAGCUGCUGAAUGGAGUCCGAGCUGUUGGACAUCGCGUACUGGCCUAGCUAACCACCAGCACCACCCCCAGCAGCACCAGCAGGACCACCAGCACCACCGGAGCCGGGGACAUCAUGCUCCCGAUUUGAAUCCUCAUUUCUAAUUCGGCUUCCAUCGGUCACCGCCACCAUGUCUGACCAAAACUACUACUGGACCGUGCUGCCGAGCUACAAAACUAGUUUUGUGACUGGGGCCAUGAUGAAAAGAUCGAAAAGUUCCCGCAACAACAAGAGAAGGACUCUGGCGGUCGGGACCCCGUCGCCCACGCUCUCACGACCUCUCUCACCUCUCCCACUCGCCACAGCUGGCAGCAGCCCUUCAGAAAGCCCCAGAAAUGUCUCUGCCAGCACUUCUGCCAACUUCCAGUUUGCCCGCAGCCAACUGGCCCGAACUGAACGACCAGAUGGGCGGAGGUGGUCUGUGGCGUCAGUUCCCUCGUCUGGAUACUGCACCAACGCACCCAGCUCAUCAGUAUCUUCCUCUUCAUCCCAGGAGUUAUUGCACCAGUUGCCCUUCCAGCCCACACAAGAUGAUCUCCACUUCCUGUUCAAACAUUUCCGGAGUACGGAGAGUGUGGCGGACGAAGAAGGAGCACACCCCCCGCCCGCUGUCAGACUCCGCUCACGCAGUCUCAGCCCUGGACGGACCUGUGGAACAUUUGACAAUGAGAUUGUCAUGAUGAAUCAUGUUUACAAAGAACGCUUUCCGAAGGCGACAGCACAGAUGGAGGAUCGUCUGCUCGACAUCAUCGCAGAGUGUUCCCCGGGCAGCGCUCUGCCCCUGGCCGACGGCGUGCUGGGAUUCAUUCAGCACCAGCUGCUGGAGCUUGCCAGAGACUGUCUGGACAAGUCCCAGAAAGGCCUGGUCACCUCCAGGUACUUUGUGGAGCUCCAGGAGAAGCUGGAGAAGCUGCUGCACGAGGCGUAUGAGCGUUCAGAGAGUGAGGAGGUGCCCGUCAUCACCAAACUGGUCAAGAAGAUUCUCAUCAUCAUCUCCAGGCCUGCCAGGCUCCUGGAGUGUCUGGAGUUUGAUCCAGAGGAGUUCUACCAACGUUUGGAAGUUGCGGAGGAUCACGCAAAGGUCGGCCAGGGCAUCAAGACUGAUAUUCCCAAAUACAUAAUCAGCCAGCUCGGCCUCCACAGAGAUCCUCUGGAAGAGAUGGUCCAUCUGGAGCAGACGAGCCCGAGUCACCGGUCGACCAGCAAAGACUCUGACGACACUGGAGAGACGACACUCACGCAGAGCCGAGCAGCAUGCACCCCUCCCCGUAGGAAACCACUGGAGAGUGACUUUGAGACCAUCAAACUCAUUAGCAACGGUGCCUAUGGGGCUGUGUUUCUGGUGCGCCACAAGGAAACCCGUCAACGUUUUGCCAUGAAGAAGAUAAACCGGCAGAACCUGAUCCUGAGGAACCAGAUCCAGCAGGUGUUUGUGGAGCGGGACAUCCUAACAUUUGCAGAAAACCCAUUUGUGGUUUCUAUGUUCUGCUCUUUUGAGACACGCAGGCACCUCUGCAUGGUCAUGGAGUAUGUGGAAGGUGGGGACUGUGCAAACCUAUUGAAGAACAUUGGGCCUCUGCCUGUGGACAUGGCGCGGAUGUAUUUUGCAGAGACCGUCCUGGCGCUGGAGUACCUUCACAACUACGGCAUCGUACACAGGGACCUCAAACCUGACAAUUUGUUAAUCACCUCCAUGGGCCACAUUAAGCUGACAGACUUUGGACUGUCUAAGAUUGGUCUAAUGAACAUGACGACCAACUUGUAUGAGGGACACAUAGAGAAAGACACCAGAGAGUUCAUUGACAAACAGGUCUGUGGGACUCCAGAGUACAUUGCUCCUGAGGUGAUCCUGAGGCAGGGCUAUGGAAAGCCUGUGGACUGGUGGGCCAUGGGCAUCAUCCUCUAUGAGUUCCUGGUGGGCUGUGUGCCUUUCUUUGGAGACACACCUGAGCAGCUUUUUGGUCAGGUGGUAAAUGAUGACAUAAUCUGGCCCGAAGGUGAGGACGCUCUGCCUGCUGAGUCCCAGGACUUCAUCACUAGACUACUGAGACAGAGUCCUCUGGAGCGUCUAGGAACAGGUGGAACCACUGAGGUGAAGAUGCACAUGUUCUUCUCGGGUCUGGACUGGAACGGGCUCCUGAGGCAGAAAGCUGAAUUUAUACCUCAACUAGAGACUGACGAGGACACCAGCUACUUUGACACUCGAUCGGAGCGCUACUGUCACACAGGCUCAGAUGAAGAUGAUGAUGAAACAAAUGAUGAUGAAUCGUCCCUGGAGCUCCGUCAGUUCUCCUCUGUGGCCCAUCGCUUCAGCAAGGUGUACAGCAGCACGGAGCACCUGUCCACCUCCACGCCGUCCAACCAGAGCCUGUCGUCAUCGGAGCGAAGCCACAGCGAGGAGAAGGAGGAGCGGUGGGAGGGCAGGGGAGUCCUCUCUCCUGGGGACGGGUACAAACAGUCGGCUUGUGGAGACAGGAGGACAGAUGGACACAGGGGGAGUCUUCGUCCCCGUACUUCAUCCAGUUCCUCCCAGUCUGAGCGCAGUGCCAGCCCGCUGGUGAUGAACAGCACCCAGAGCCUUGACAUCAUGCCUCACUUUGCCAUCUCUGCAGAAGAGGAAGACGGGAUGGUGUCCAACCUGCGGCGCAUUCGUCUCCGGAGCAACAGCACAGGGACUAGGCCGUCGUUCAGGAGGGGAGCAUCUCGACGGAUUGCUCACCAGCUGGAAACUCCAGAGAAACCCCGAUCCCCAGCUGGCAAAGUCCCCAAGUCUGCCUCUGUCUCUGGCCUCUCUCUCAUCAUCACUCCAGAGGACUCAGCAGCUCCUUCUACGAGCCCCAAAUCUUCCUUGUCCUUGUCGUCCAACCCCUCGUCCAGAGACUCGUCCCCCAGCCGGGACCUGAGCGUCAGCGUCAGUUGCCUCAGGCCUCCUGUGGUCAUCCACAGCUCGGGGAAGAGGUUUGGCUUUGCUCUGCGAGCGAUCAGGGUCUACAUGGGAGACAGUGAUGUCUACACUGUCCACCACAUGGUCUGGUGUGUUGAGGAGGGCAGUCCAGCACAUGAAGCAGGACUGAGGGCGGGUGACCUCAUUACUCACGUCAACGGGGAGUCGGUCCAGGGACUCGUCCACACUGAGGUGGUGGAGCUCCUGCUCAAGAGUGGCAACAGAGUGACCUUGCAGACGACUGCACUGGAAAACACUUCCAUCAAAGUGGGCCCAGCCAGGAAGUCGAGCUAUAAGUCCAAAAUGGCCCGGCGCAGCAAGAAGAGCAAGAAGAGGGACGGACAGGACGGCAGACGACGUAGCAUCCUGAAGAAGCUGUCGAAGCACACGCCGCCUCCGCCCAUGCAGAGCAGUCGUAGCUUCUCCUCAGGAUUCCACCAGUCAUCUAGCGACAGCCUCUCUGGUUCCCCCACGCAGAGUCUCUCUCCUGGGCCGUCCACGCCCUGCCGCUCCCCUGCUCCGGACCAUUCAGGAGAUUCAAGUUCUUCACCUUGUUCCAGCUCCCCGAACUCACCUGUUCCUCAGGCCCGCCCCAGUUCCUUGCAUGUUCUGGGACGCUACACCAAAGCCGGCCGCUGCAAGUCCACCAGUAGUAUCCCUCCUUCACCGCUGGCCUGCAUCCCACCUCCUCACCCUCUCUCCCCCCAGUGCUCUCCAUCCUGCCUCCCCAGUCACCCCAAGUCCCUGCAAGGUUUCCAUGGCAAAACAUUGUCCCCUCCCACUAUCUCUCGCCAUUCUGUACGUCCCCGCAGUGCAGAGCCGCCCCGUUCACCUCUCCUCAAGAGGGUCCAGUCAGCAGAGAAGCUGACCGGAGACAAGAUGACCGGAGGGUACCACGGAGACAGGAAGGCCUACAGCACCCGCCGCCACACCAUGGAGGUGCCUCUGUCUGAGGGGGAGGGGCUGGAGGACAUAGAAGGGGACACAGCCACCGGGUUUGUUUGCGUCGGUGAGCACGGCCGUCAGGGGCUGUACAUCGGAGGGCAGAGAGGCCACCAAGACGCAGCCAGCGGUUUUGGCGAGCACCAUCGUUCCACCAUCUCUCCACACCGUAGCGGCAACCACCACUCCAAUGAGGUGGUGGUGAUGAGGAAGCUGGCUCUGUCAGAACGCAGGGACUCCUUCAAGAAGCAGGAGGCUGUGCAGGAAGUGAAUAUUGACGACCAGGAGGAGAGAGAGGCAACGCCGAGCCCAAUGCUUCCUGUCACACAGCCAUUCAAGGCGUCCUGGCUCAACUCGGCCGCGGCCGAAUCCAGCAUGAAGCUGGGAGGAAGAGGAUCACAGGGUACAACUACACAGCAGAGGGCCAAUCCAAAAACCAAGGAAGAGUUUGGCAGAGAUAGUAGGUCAACAAAGUGAAGGGAAGUCUGUCACCUGCGACUGUUCUUACAAGUGAUAGCCUUGUGUGUCCAGAAAACUGUGACUAAGCCCCAUAAUCAUCAUGAGCAACUGUCUGCAGACGGAAGAACAAAAUUCAAACCCACGUUCCUAAGUAAUAUAUGCACCCUGCAACACUGUUAACAGAACAAGGGACUGCAAAACUGUGUUUACUUCCUAGACACUUGUUUUCUCUCUCUCAGUUCUCAAAUCACUGUGGCACCGAUAUCUGAUGUGAUUUGUAAAUAUUUUUUGUUUACAGCGGAGAAACCUAUUUAUGACUUUUUUGGGGGGGUUGUUGAAAAUGCCUUGGAUACUUCAGCUGUUCUUAUUUCAGGAAUUGCACAAAUCAAAAAAGCCACGCACGGUUUCUCAAUGUGAUUUUUUUGCAAUAGGUGAAGAAAAGAGCAGUAAAAGUCAGUCGAUAUCAUUCCCCACGUUGUUUUUUCUAAACCACCAUGUUCAGAAAGAAAACCUGCAGUGUUGCUUCUGCAACAUGUAUCGAAGAAUUCAAAAAGAUGUUCUGUGCUCCCUCAGAUUUUUUUUUGUGGUGGUGAACAUUUAACCUCAUCAAUCCUGUUUGCAUUUUGUUUUUUAAAGAACAAAAUAUCAACAUCAAACCAUUUGGAAAGUGUGAUGCUGGUGCCAAAGCAUGGUUUAAACAAAGAAACCAUUCAAGGAACUGUAGUUGUACAUAAGAAGCUUCAUGCAUGUGUGGGCGUCACCGCUACUUGCCGUCUGUGCUGUUAAACGCCUGGCAGCGGUUUCAACCACAGCCUGAUCACCCUGCAGGUGUGUAGAUAAAGCCUUCGCAAGUACCCUCUUCGAAACCCGUCUGUUUCCUCCGUCUUCUAGAUUCCUUGUUGAAUCACGCCUCCGUCCGGCUCCUUGCAGAACCUUGUCUCAGUGAAGUGUUUGCACAAGUCGUCGUAGUGGUAGAACAGUUGGAGCGCAUUUCCAUUUCAGGACGAUCUCGUUUCUCUGUGGGUUUCAAAUAUUGUACAGUGGAUGCCACAAACAAAAAUGGCUGUUUUGUCAUGUGUAUUAUGAAUGAAUGUUUACAAUUUAGUGCAAAUAUGUGUGUGGACUCGUCAUGGUUUUUGUUAAAUUAUUAUGAAGAAAAACAACAACAACAACAAAAGAAUGACAGGGAAUGGUCGAAUUCAUCCAGAUGGAGGAGUCGCAACGAUCGCUCCUUUUGUAUAUUUUGAUAUGGAAACAGUCUUGUUGCAGUACUAAUAACCUAUGCUGUUGAUGUAUAUUGUAUAAACAAUGGUGGACCUUAUAGCAGCUGUAGGCGGUGUUUCUUUGAAAAGUGACCUUGUAAGGGUAGAUGGACUCCGAGGUGAGGAUUUUUUUCUCUUUUAAUGAACCUGAUUGUGCGUGGUACACAUCCUAGUUAAGUUUUCCCACAGUUUUAUUGCACAUUUGAACCUUUUUUUAACCUUGUUUGAUAAGCCCUACGUUUUUUUUAACAUGAGACUGAUUUGAUCGUUGAAUUGAGGAUGGAGAUAUGAAAGUAAGGGAUUUGAUUUUCUGCUAUAGAUUCCUCUGUUUGUUUUUUUUUUCCAAUAUUGAAGCUGUUUGUAUUCAGCAAACGACUGGAUCUGCAGCCAAAAAUGCUUCAAGUCUUUUUUUUGUUUACUUUUGUUACACAGAAGACACGUGGGUCUUGUGUUUUGAGUCACUUGAAGGCACCUCUUUGUUUUAUGCAAAGUUGAAGGAACUUAAAAUGGUAAUUUACAAGUCUUGACAAGCGGUUAUGGAUGGGGGGGUUCAAACGAGACGUAAUGACAUUUUUCAUUGACAUUUUUUUUUUUUAGAAGUGUGUGUGGGAUUUAUCUCUGAAUUUCUGAUGCAAUAUACCUGUACAUUCUCGAAUGUACUGAAUUUCACGUUUUCAUUUGGAAUCAACACCAAAACAUCUCUUGACCUGUAAAUUGUAUCAUCGAGUCAUGUUUUUUAAAUCACGAGUUCAUUUUGUGGGGAUCUAAGCAGCAGCAGUUCAUCACAAGAAGCUCCUCAUCUCUCUUUUUGCCUCUGUGUGUGUCUGUAUGUGUGUGUGUCUGUAUGUGUGUGGGUGUGAUAAAAUCCAUGUCCUCACACGGGUGCACAACUGUGACUCUCCACAUUUGCCACACUCCUCAUAGCGUAGUUGUGUGUUAGAAGUUGUUGUCCCCUCCUCAACCCCACCAUGUCCCAGAAUGACAAACUAGCCUUUGUGUAAUUCUUUCCAUGAGGAUAUCUGGUGCAGACUGGUGUGACAUUGUCUGUUUUUUUUUCUAUUGUCUUAACAGUGCUUGAAAUAAAUGAAUUGCAGAGGACUCAAAAGUCCAGAACUACAA
Molecule: messenger RNA, 6948 nt
Organism: Pleuronectes platessa (European plaice)
Lineage: Eukaryota; Metazoa; Chordata; Actinopteri; Pleuronectiformes; Pleuronectidae
Gene: mast3a
Product: microtubule associated serine/threonine kinase 3a
Exons: 27
Coding region: 353-4585 (1410 amino acids)
Biological process (GO): intracellular signal transduction; peptidyl-serine phosphorylation
Molecular function (GO): protein serine/threonine kinase activity; magnesium ion binding; protein binding
Source: RefSeq, a predicted model, not a curated record